Linnemannia hyalina is the source of this 2895-nucleotide messenger RNA. The record is from the annotation of a GenBank genome assembly. NCBI's taxonomy places the organism in Eukaryota, Fungi, Mortierellomycota, Mortierellomycetes, Mortierellales, Mortierellaceae.
AUGGACCAACAGCCACAGCACUUCAGAAACCAGUCGGCUACAGAUCCUCGCAUUGCUGCCCUUGCCUCAAACCCCAAUGAUCCGCCAACUAUCGUCCUCCUAGAUCCAGCAACCCCUCCCACCCAGUCAGCCGCUGCUGCUGGUGCAUCCCUCUCGACCUCAUCCAACAUCGCAACCGCCACAGCAACUGCUCGCCCAUCACUGUCCUUUGCUGGAUCGGGCUUUUUUGCCGCAACUCAGGAUCCUGUCAGGCACCUUGAACAGCAGCUGCCCCUCGAGACCCCUUUCUUCACCCCUCAGGCCGUCUGGACAGAGUCAGCUCGAUCCGACUACUUCUCAACCGCAGCCUCGACCCCUGCUCCUAUGCCCACCCACCUCACUAGCCCCCUCUCCGCCACCCACCGGUCCCAGACCAACCUCUUUGCCAGCAGCUUCAAUGUCCCCGCCCAGACCCCAGCAGCCGUCGAUAUCUCGAGCUUCUCGGCCUCGUCGCCGUCCUAUUUCCCCUCUUCAUCCAAUCCAUCCUCAACGGCCCUCGAUCAGGACGGCCAGGCGGGCUUCCAGAUCUCAAUGCCAUCUACGUCACAUUCCCGCCCCACCUCCAUGGGUGGUGCCUUGAAUGGAUCUUGGGAGCCAUAUCCUUCCUCGAGACCGUCCUCCAUGAGUGGAUCGUCUAUCAGUAUACCCUCACACAACAGACCCAACAUGUCCAUCUCUAUGCCUCUUUCCUCGCUCAUGUCUCCUCCCAGCUCCACAUCUUCUCCAUCCCGCCCCACAAUGUCCUCUUUGUCGCAAUCACAUCAUUCCCCCGUGGCUCCUGCAGCUCCCGCGGAGCUCAAUCUGAAAGAGAUGACGGGUGAGACCGUUUCGCAGUUGUUAGAGAAGGUCUUGAUGACGAGUGGCGGCGACAAGAACGCCGUCAUGCUCCUCGAUAUGCGAUCCUCGGUCUCCCAUGCCAUCUCAUCUAUUCAGACCGCCGUCAGUGUCUGUAUCCCCAACAUGCUCCUCAAGCGGCCCAAGACCUCACUCCAGAUGGUCACUGAACAAUUAACGACUGAACAGGACAUUGAAACCUUCUCGAAAUGGAAGCAGUUUGCCAACAUUGUUCUCUUUGAUGCUUCUGGAGCAGUGCCAGUGGUCGGAUCGCCAAUCAUCCUGAUGGUACAAAAAUUCCGCAAGGAGGGCUGCAACGCUACUCUGGCCUAUCUCAAUGGCGGAUUCAAUGAGUUCAUGGUACGACACAACAAUCUUUGCCGAACAGAGACCAAGCCAGCCUCGACUGGAUCUGACGCAGGCUUUGUACUACCAGGGAUGUCAUUGAGCGGAAGGGGUCCCUCCUCAGCGCCAGUCUCGACCAACCCCAUGUCCAUUGUCUCGCCUCCACGACAGCGCCUUCAUUUGGGCUCUCUUCCAUCAAUGAUGACGCAGCCUGCUGCAGGGCCACUUGGUUUUCAGACCCCCAUGAUCGAAAAUCCAAACGUCAACCCAUUGUUUGAGAGCGUCCGCCAGGCUAUGGGACUGAGCACCAACAUCACCGAGGAGAUUCCAGUGCGACUUCCAAUGGGAUUCACGUUCGACACUAUGAGGGAACACUUGCCAACGUGGCUCCUCUCGGCCAUCACCGAUGCCUCUGGCAAAGCCAGGCUUGCCGAGUACUUUCAGAAAGUGGAGAUUAAUGAGAACAAGCGACUGGCAUUGCUGAUGUUGCCCCAGAACAUGCGAUCAGGCAGGACAACCCACUUUAGCAUUGGAGCAGGAAUCGAACAGGGACUCAAGAAUCGAUACAACAACAUCUGGCCAUACGAUCACUCCCGUGUCAAGUUGACCGAGAUCGACGCUGGACACGAUGACUAUAUCAAUGCUUCGUUUUUGACACCUCCUCUGAGUCGGAAGAGCUACAUCGCCACUCAGGGGCCAAUGCCGUCGACAUUUCAGGAUUUCUGGAAGACGGCGUGGGAGCAGAAUUCCCGUGUGGUGGUGAUGUUGACGCGGGAGCAAGAGAUGGGCAGGAUCAAGUGUCACCAGUACUGGCCAAGCUCCCAAUACCCUCUCAUGGAAGUCGGCUCGAUGCGCGUCUCCUUUGUCAACGAGUUCUUGCCCGACGCUUCCAUCGGCACGAUCCUUGUCCGACAGAUGAAACUCCAGCACAUCCGCCGACCUGACGAGCCAGCACGGAGUAUAACUCAGAUCCAGUACACGGGCUGGCCAGACUUUGGAGUGCCUGAGACGCCACUGGAGGUCCUGCGGGUGAUCCAGUUGGCGAACGAACACAAUGUGCCAGCAUCGGCAGGUCCUAUGAUUGUGCACUGUUCUGCGGGCUGUGGAAGGACAGGCGCCUUCUGCGUGAUUGAUUCAAUUUUGACGGAGCUCCAUGAACGCCCGGAGGUUGUCUUGCAACGGUCUGAAGCAGACGCCGCUGCAGGAAGGUGGCUUUCGCUCUCGACUCGGCCUUCGCUCGAGUUUUCGCGUUCUGGAAACGACCGGGUGGUGAACGCCAUGAACAGUUCCAGGUCACUUUUGCCGGGAUCUUCAGGACUUGCAGGUCCUAGUAGUGGAGGAGGAGUUAUCGCUGGUACCGGUACUGGACCUGCAGUGGAUGACCCUAUGGCGGAUAUUGUUUAUGCGAGCGUGAGCACGUUCCGUGAGCAGCGUAUCUCGAUGGUGCAAACACUGCGUCAGUAUGUGUUUUGUUACGAGGCCAUCUAUUGGCAUCUGGCGCUCGAGUUUACAAAGGAGCGGCCGGACUUGGGAUUGAUGGUGACUCCUCCUCCUUCAUUGGCUGUGCAUACCCCUUUGUUGCCCAUGCCACCAAACACCAUGACCUCCAACCCUGCGCUUUCGAUGGGCAAUGCGCCUAUUACUACGACGUCGGAAGAGUUUUCGUUCUUUGGAUGA